UUGAUAUUUGUCAGUAGAGAAAACAUUUGAACCAAAAACAAAACACAAAUCGGUGUGAACGAACGCUUACGAAGGCUUACAUUGAAAAUGGAGGCUGGUUCUGGUACCACACUGGAUAUGGAUGCCGGCACGCCACCGGCAGAGCCGGAGGGAGGUGUGCCGGAGACACCCUUGACGGCCAAGCCCACAAAGCCAUAUCUCAAGAAGUUCAUAGAGCCCGAAUCCGAUGAGGAGCUGGUGGGUGAUCUGCGGCAGCUGUACAAUGUCCACGAGUCCUGGCGCACGCUCCUCUCGCUGCCCAGCUGCCAGAAGGUCAUGGUCUCAGAGAACGCUCAAAAGAAUAUGCACAUCGAGGUGGGUCUCAAUGUCACGCAGGAGUUCCCCUGGAAGCAGGUGACGUUCAAGGAUCUGCGGGACAUUCUCUUCGAGGAGCUGGAGAACGUGAUCGAUCUGAUGAAGCUGUUCAAGAACUUCAAUCAGGACAACUACGUGCUGAUCGGCUUCUGUCCCCUUCUAACCGAGGCCGACGAAGAUCCACCCGAGGGCGAUCCCUUCAUCUUCUUUUCCAACCCCAAGGAUACCAAAACGGCGAUGGGCAUCAUUCAGAAUAUGGAGGCUUUUGAGCGCUGGCGCAUGCAGCGGCGCCUGCGCAAGAAGCCCCGCCGCUGGGUGAGCCAGGGCACCGAGAACGAGAUGACCAUCCUGGUGGAGCACUUCAAGGACGAGCCCAUAGACGUGGAGAUCCAGAGCGUGUACCCCAUCCAGGAGCCCAAGCAUUUGGCCUUUGACUAUCGCAUGGCGAGGGAUGUGCGUGACGGUGUCAUCGAGCUGCUGCCCAAUGAGAAUAUAAAAUUCGAUAAUGUGACACGUCGUCGCAUAACCGUCUCCGUGCAGUCCGCCCCGGCACUGAUACAUCGCGAGCAGCAAACGAAUCCCACUUUCCCCUCGAAUGCCUGGUCGCAGUAUCUCUACGAGAUCGAUGAAGGAGAUCUGGAGCUGGACGAAACCGAUGUGGAGGAGGAAGAGGGUAAGUUGCCAAAGCCCACAAGCCCCGUGGAGCCGGACGAAGAGGUGCCCGUGAAGCCGCCACCCGAAAUGUCUGAGCAAAUCAAGCUGCUGCUCAACACACUCGACUUCAAUCAGAUCGACAGCUAUCGCGAUGACUAUCUGCUCAUCUCGAACAAACAGGUGACGCAGUACACCAAUCAGUACCUGCAGGAGUUCAUUUGCUUUGCGAACAUCUCGAAGAGCAACAAGCGAUUUGUGGCCGGCUAUGACUGGUAUCCGCGUCUCUCUGGACUGAUUGCCGUCUCAUAUGCGUUUAGCACACCGGCCACCAUUAAUGUGGCCACCAAUCAGGUGGACUGGGUGCAGCAGGCGGUCCUCCAGCCGAAUCCUGUGCUGAUGUGGAGCUUUGCGGAUAAUUUGAACUACAAACUGGAGUUUGAGGCGCCCAUCGAGACGACAGCGCUGACAUUCUGUCCCUUCAAUGGCGAUCUGCUGCUGGGCGGCUGCAAGAACGGACAGGUGGUCAUAUGGGAUCUGCAGGGACGCUGCGAGCGGCUGGACGAGGAGGAAUACCUGACGGCCGCCCAGGCCAAGUACCGCACAAUGAUUGGGGACUUUCUCAAUUGGACCAUAGAGCUGGAUGAGGAUGUGGUUAUCGCACCGGCCACCAUAUCGCCGCUGGAGAACUCGCCCAAGGGCGCCAUCACCGGCUUCUAUUGGCUGGGCAAGCAGUUCUACUUGAAUCACUUUGGCAAGGUGUACACCGAUCCGGACACACGCGUCCAGCACAAGUUCUUCAUAACGUGCGCCUUUGAUGGCACCGUCAGCUUCUGGAAUCUGGAGCCGAGCUCCAAGCGGGAGAAGGACAAAAUGCGGACACGUCUGCUGCCCAAGGAGCUGACCCAAAGCGAAUCGCCCAUCAAGGCGCAGAUGGUGAAGCCCACCUACAAUCUGUACUUCAAUGAACCGUUGACCGGCAUCAUAGCGGACACAUCGGUGUUUUCGAUUCGCACACCGCCGCCCAAGAUGAUCAUGGAGAGCCCUGCCAACUAUCCGACGUCGCUGGUGCCCAAGAAUCCGCCCACGCUGCGCCAGUCAAUGAUCGUGUCCACCUUCUAUGGGCACAUUAAUCGCGUCGAAUGGCUGGGCAUGUACACGGAGGCCGAUCCCAAGGAGAUUGUCAACAGUUCGGUGCAAUUUGCGAUGGUGCACGAUGGUCCGGUGGUGUGUGUGCGCAAGAAUCCCUUCUAUCCGGAGCUGUUCGUCUCGAUUGGGCGCACUGUGUUCGCCCUGUGGAAGGAGGACUAUCCCUAUUCGGCGAUCUUCUGGCGGAAGCGACCCUGCGACCUCACCGCCGUCUCCUGGAGCGAAACGCGUCCCGCUGUCCUCUACAUAACCCGCAUCGAUGGCAUACUCGAGGCGUGGGAUAUACUGGCUCGCGACGAUGAUGCCUGUCUGAUUGAGAUACUGGGCGGUGGCAUUAUCACUGGCAUCACCGAGCAUCGACCCUCGCUGCCGUACAAGAUCCUGGGCAUUGGGGACUACAACAGCAGCAUUCGCAUGGUGAAGCUGCCGCACAGCUUCGAUGUGCCGCUGGACAACGAGCUGCAGAAGCUGAUGAACUAUGUGCUGAAGGAGGAGCGUCGCAAGAUUGGCAUACAGGCCUGGGAGCAGAAGUACUACGAGCUCAACAAGGACAUCAUCGAGGCGAAGCGCGAGGCCGAGGAGGAUACGCGCAAGGAGAUGGAGCGCAUCGAGCGGGAGGAGCAGCUGAACAGCCGCAAGCGACAGGCGGAUGCCGAAGAGGAAAACGCUGCAAGCAGCAAACCUACCGCUGGAUUGGCCUACAACGAGCGCAUGGCUGUCCUCUGGGACGAGCUGAAUCUCAAUCGCAUGAUGACCAUUCUGAUGUCACGCAAGCAAAUGGAUCCCGAGAAGCUGGCCCGCGAGACGGCGCUGCAGAAGGAGCAGCUGAGCUACGAGGCAGCCAAAAAGGAGUCGCACGUGAAGCUCCUGUCCACGCUGGACAGCGAGAUCAACACCAUCCGUUCGCGCAUCCUGCCCGCCGAGGUGCCAGACCUGCAGCGCAGCGAAAUGAUCCAGGAGCGCAUUAAGCACGAAAUGGAAAUGGCAGACACGUAUGAGAAGGUGGCCGAGGACUCCUUUGAGAUUCUCAACAUGUUCAACGAGUUCAAGCCCAUCGACUACAUAGAGUUCCUGGAGCGGGGACGGCAGCGUCGCCAGCUGCUCGAUCAGUCGCUGGGCGGCAACACGGAUCGGCUGCUGUGGUACCAGGAGAAGGUGAAAAACAUGGAGAUCUACGAGUGCCAAUUUGGCUAUGAGUUCCUGUACAGCAAUCAACCGGAAUCGGAACGUCCGAGUGAUGUUCCAGCGAUGGCAGAAGCCCUGCAGUCCAACACGGACACAAAGAGUCACACAUCGGAGUAGGUUUCUACUCCUUCUACUCUAUCCUUUGCUGCCCAGAAGUAUUUUAUUGUUCAUAAAUGUUGCUAAUAUUC
Molecule: messenger RNA, 3527 nt
Organism: Drosophila obscura
Lineage: Eukaryota; Metazoa; Arthropoda; Insecta; Diptera; Drosophilidae
Gene: mmm
Product: dynein intermediate chain 3, axonemal
Exons: 6
Coding region: 88-3456 (1122 amino acids)
Biological process (GO): cilium movement involved in cell motility; inner dynein arm assembly
Cellular component (GO): inner dynein arm
Molecular function (GO): dynein light chain binding; dynein heavy chain binding
Source: RefSeq, a predicted model, not a curated record